AGAAUUCUAACUAUAAAUUACCAACAAAAAAUGUCGAAAAUUUCGCCGAUUAGAACACAUCGAUUAACAUUAGAUAUUUCGUUAAAAUUAAUCCGAUGCCUUGGUAUUUUCGAUUUUGAUUCACCAAAAAUUGGUAUAAAAAUUCUCAACGCCACAAUUAGAGUAAUCAAUUGGAUUAUCGUAAUAGCAACUCUUUUAACAAUGGCUGCCGAUGUAUAUGUCAAUAUAAAAGAUUUAGAAACAGUAGUCAAUGACGUGGGUUACUUAUUUCCAAUAGUCGUAAUACUUAUUAAGACUUUUGCGGUGUUUAAAAAUCAACGGACUAUUCUUCAGCUUAUUGAAGAUAUCCAUAUCAAUAUUGACAGAUUACGUUAUUCUUCAGAUCUAGGUGUAUUAACAAAAAUAAGAACAACAUUGUUUUAUCAAAACGUCGAUUACUUUACCUUUGCUACAGUAUUAUUAGGCACUGCUACUGCACUAACAGCAAUAUCCGUAGAAACAGAAACAAAGUUGGCGUUACGCGGAAUUUUUCCGUACAAUACAACUGUUAGUCCAACCCACGAAAUAGUCUUUUUCAUGCAAUUUUGGACUGUAUUCAUCAAUUGCCUAUGGAUACUCAUAAUCGAAACAUCGAUUAUUGAACUAAUAAGAUGGAUAAAUGUUCAACUAGUAGUACUACAAGCUAAUUUUGAACAUUGUCAAGACUGGCAGAUGCCUCGUGCAACCUUCAAAAUGAGCAAAAAAAAUUACGAUAUAAUAAGGAAUUACAAAUAUUUCAAAGUUAGCGAUGAACAAACCCUAAUACAAUCAUAUAUACCGUUCAAUGAUGAUGAAGUUAAUAUUGAAAAGGAUUCAUUUGAUCUCAGAUAUAAGACGUGCUUGAAACAUUAUCGCCGAAUAAUUGAUAAUGUCAAUAAAUACAAUGAACUUUUUAGUGUUCUUCAAUUUUUAACAGUAUUUAUAACUUGUUCAUUUUUCUGUCUCUGCUUAUUUCAAAUUGUUGUAGUAUGUUUGUAA
Cotesia glomerata is the source of this 1017-nucleotide messenger RNA. RefSeq lists its product as uncharacterized. Gene Ontology annotation, biological process: sensory perception of smell; detection of chemical stimulus involved in sensory perception of smell. The coding region runs from base 31 to 1017 and encodes 328 amino acids. Gene Ontology annotation, cellular component: plasma membrane. The transcript is spliced from 3 exons. Gene Ontology annotation, molecular function: odorant binding; olfactory receptor activity. Lineage: Eukaryota; Metazoa; Arthropoda; Insecta; Hymenoptera; Braconidae. The record is from RefSeq and is a predicted model, not a curated record.